AGGCGGAAGUAGCGCCGGGACCGCGGAGCCUCCAUCGGGCUCCGCCGGCCGCCUCAGCCAUGGACGCGUCCCUGGAGAAGAUAGCAGACCCUACAUUAGCUGAGAUGGGAAAAAACUUGAAAGAGGCCGUGAAGAUGCUAGAGGACAGUCAGAGAAGAACAGAGGAGGAAAAUGGAAAGAAGAUAUCAGGAGAUAUUCCGGGGCCACUCCAAGGCAGCGGACAAGACAUGGUGAGCAUCCUCCAGGUAGUCCAGAAUCUGAUGCACGGAGAUGAGGAUGAGGAGCCCCAGAGCGCCCGAAUCCAGAAUAUUGGAGAACAAGGUCAUAUAGCUUUGCUGGGGCAUAGUCUGGGAGCUUAUAUUUCGACUCUGGACAAAGAGAAGCUUAGAAAACUUAUGACCAGGAUACUUUCAGACACUACGUUAUGGCUGUGCAGAAUUUUCAGGUAUGAAAAUGGCUGCGCUUAUUUCCACGAAGAAGAAAGAGAAGGACUUGCAAAGAUUUGUAGGCUUGCUAUUCAUUCUCGUUACGAAGACUUUGUAGUGGAUGGUUUCAAUGUGUUAUAUAACAAAAAACCUGUCAUAUAUCUUAGUGCUGCUGCUAGGCCUGGCCUGGGCCAGUACCUUUGUAAUCAGCUCGGGUUGCCCUUCCCCUGCUUGUGUCGUGUGCCAUGUAACACUAUGUUUGGAUCCCAGCAUCAGAUGGAUGUUGCCUUCCUGGAGAAGCUGAUUAAAGAUGAUAUAGAACGCGGAAAACUGCCCCUUUUGCUUGUAGCAAAUGCUGGAACUGCGGCAGUAGGGCACACAGAUAAGAUUGGACGUUUGAAAGAACUCUGUGAGCAGUAUGGCAUAUGGCUUCACGUGGAGGGUGUGAAUCUGGCAACCUUGGCUCUAGGUUAUGUCUCCUCAUCAGUUCUGGCUGCAACCAAAUGUGACAGCAUGACACUGACUCCGGGUCCAUGGCUGGGUUUGCCGGCUGUCCCUGCAGUCACCCUUUAUAAACACGACGAUCCUGCCUUGACUUUAGUUGCCGGUCUUACAUCAAACAAGCCAGCAGACAAACUCCGUGCCCUGCCACUGUGGUUGUCUUUACAGUACUUGGGCCUCGAUGGGAUUGUGGAGAGGAUUAAGCAUGCCUGCCAACUGAGUCAACGGUUACAAGAAAGUCUGAAGAAAGUGAACCACAUCAAAAUCUUGGUGGAAGAUGAGCUCAGCUCUCCAGUAGUGGUGUUCAGGUUUUUCCAGGAAUUACCAGGCUCAGAUCCAGUGCUUAAAGCCGUCCCUGUGCCCAACAUGGCACCUUCGGCAGUCGGCCGGGAAAGACACUCGUGUGAUGCCCUGAAUCGCUGGCUGGGAGAGCAGCUCAAACAGCUGGUGCCCGAGAGCGGCCUCACGGUCAUGGAUCUGGAAGUGGAGGGCGUGUGCAUCCGGUUCAGCCCUUUGAUGACAGCAGCAGUUUUAGGCACUCGGGGAGAGGAUGUGGAUCAAGUCGUGGCCUGCAUCCAGAGCAAGCUGCCCAUCCUCACCUGCACACUGCAGCUACGGGAGGAGUUCAAGCAGGAGGUGACAGCAGCGGCAGGUCUCCUGUACGUCGAUGACCCGAACUGGCCUGGAAUAGGGGGUGUCAGGUAUGAACAUGCUAAUGAUGAUAAGAGCAGUUUGAAAUUAGAUCCAGAAGGGGAAAAAAUUCAUGCUGGACUCCUGAAAAAGUUAAAUGAACUGGAAUCUGACCUUACAUUUAAAAUGGGCCCGGAGUAUAAAAGCAUGAAGAGCUGUAUUUACGUUGGCAUGGCGAGCGACGACGUGGAUAUUUCUGAACUAGUGGGGACCAUUGCAGUCACAGCCCGAGAAAUUGAGGAGAACUCACGGCUUCUGGAAAACAUGACAGAGGUGGUUCGGAAAGGGAUUCAGGAAGCUCAGGUUCAGCUGCAGAAGGCAAAUGAGGAGCGACUUCUGGAAGAGGGGGUGUUGCGGCAGAUCCCCGUCGUAGGGUCCGUCCUGAACUGGUUUUCUCCAGUACAGGCUUCACAGAAGGGGAGAACCUUUAACUUAACAGCAGGCUCCCUGGAGUCCACGGAGCACACCUACGUCUAUAAGGUACAAGGCACGGGAGUCACACCGCCGCAGACCCCCUCGGGCACCCGCACGAAGCAGAGACUUCCAGGUCAGAAGCCUUUUAAGAGGUCCCUAAGAGGUUCUGAUGCUCUGAGCGAGACAAGCUCGGUCAGCCACAUUGAAGACUUAGAAAAGAUGGAGCAUCUGACCGGUGGGCCAGAGCAAGAUGCCCUGGAGACCAGCAGCCCCGAGCCCCACCCUGGGGCUCCCACCCUGCAGGACACCGAGCAGACAGGGGCCCUCCAGAACGGGGCCCAGCACACAGAAGAUGACCGUCCACAGGUAGAAGAACUGGAGAGCUUAAGAUAAAAUUCACUGUUUUGCUUUGAGACUGUACUGAGUAUUGUUUCAGGGAAGAUGAAGUUAUACUGAAAAUGUGAACCGUGCCACGUGCUAAUGCAAGAGAAAUUACUGUUAUUUGUGCUUAACUGGGAUUUUUUGCACAAAUACGUGCCUGAAAGCCAGGCUUUUUAGAAGGGCAAUUGACUUGUCUAAUUCCACUAGUAUGCGGAGCAACUACUGUUGUUUCUGUCUACCCAGCUGUCAUUAAUGCCGUUUUUCCCCCGUUACCAUAAACACUUGGAUUCACAAAGAACACUUAGAAUUUCAAGUGCCUGCCACUUGAAACACUUGCGGUUACCGUUCUGAACGUAAGUGUAAGACGUUGUAUGAGGUUACGUAUAACUUUUUGUUAAGACAGCUUUCUUUACAACUCUCUGGGUUCUCUGCUGUACUGCUGCUCGGGAGAGACAGCUGGCUUUCCAUGUUGGAAUUGGUGUUCAGUUUGGGCAGGUUGUGUGGAUUUGGCUUGAAGGAGAACGGGAUUCAGUGGGAUUGAAAGAGAGCUCACGCCCACCAUCCCCCCUGCUGCUUCCUCGGGGGGCGUGGGGGCGGGGAAGCCCCCCUGCCGCAGAUCCACUUCUCCCUUUAUGUACUAUUUGUAAACAAAUUAAAGGACUAUCUAUGAAGAGUAACUGUAAAACUCUUGACCAUAUACAUGUAUAUUUUUAAAUAUUGGUAAAGCUUUUAAAUUGGCACACAGUACAGACUGUGCUCAUUUCUAUGUUUAAUAUCCGAAAACCUGAUAGAGAUGCUACUCUUAACCUAAUUAUUAACUACGCUGUGUAGCACCCAGUUAAGUUUCAAUUCUUAAAUAAGUAUCCCUUUGACCCAUUUGACAUGGGAGCUUCUGUGGCUUCUCCCCACUAGCAACUCACCCCUUUGGGCCCAGCUCAGAAACAAGAACCAGGAAAGUCAUCUUGCUCAGGCUAGUCAAGCCAGACCACUGCAGAAACAACUGGAAGCCCUUAAAUACUGCCUGUUUUUACUUUUCUAGAAGUACCGCGUCUCCUCAUUUAUCCUAGCUAAUGGCCCCUGUGCCUUUAGUCCAGCCAAGUCAAGCUACGGGACACCUCAAGAUAGUGGGGUUUCACACUGGGUUUGUGAACUGUCAUGUUGGAAGCCUUAGUUACACCAUAUUAAGCCUAUAAUUAGACUCUGAUUGGAUGUGAUCUCCUACAUUUGGCACUUGUCAAAAUGCAAUUUUUGUGUGUGUGCAGAUGAUUAAAGUCUUCCCUGUUUAUUUGGUGCAAUGAAGUAUAGCAGAUAAAAUGGGGAAAGGGGAAAUUAUCACCUUUAACAAGAUUAAUUUUUAAAUGUUUUUAUAUAUAUUUGGAAUUGUUAAAUUGGUUUUGCUGAAACAGAAUUUCACCCUUAAGACACUAUUUGAAUGUUGGUUUCAAUAAAGGUUCUUGAAAUUGUUA
Molecule: messenger RNA, 3877 nt
Organism: Neomonachus schauinslandi (Hawaiian monk seal)
Lineage: Eukaryota; Metazoa; Chordata; Mammalia; Carnivora; Phocidae
Gene: PDXDC1
Product: pyridoxal dependent decarboxylase domain containing 1
Exons: 23
Coding region: 60-2423 (787 amino acids)
Biological process (GO): carboxylic acid metabolic process
Cellular component (GO): intracellular membrane-bounded organelle
Molecular function (GO): carbon-carbon lyase activity; pyridoxal phosphate binding
Source: RefSeq, a predicted model, not a curated record